UUGACAGAACCCGUUUUAAUCGAACAAAAUGCAAUCGACAACAAUUUUAGUGGUUUUGGGCGUGUUCAUAGCUGGUAUAUAUUUUUUCGCGUGUUAUUUUUCAAAAAAACAGAAACUUUUGCGGUUCCACGCAUCGAAACUCGAAGGCCCCCUAGCCUUACCCCUGAUCGGAAGUGCUUACUAUUUUUUGGGUAGCAACGAAAGUAUAAUUGACAAUGUUAUCCACUUGAUAAAAAAAUACAAAUCGCCCUGGAAAAUUUGGUUGGGGCGGCAGUUGUACAUUGUCGUGACUGGACCCGAAGACAUUGAAAUUGUCUUAAAUAAAGCUCUGGAAAAGGCGGAAAGUUACCAAUAUUUGUCGAGUCUACUGCAAGAGGGGCUUUUCAUAGGUCCAGUCGAAAAGUGGAAAAGGCAUCGGAAAGUCGUUUUAAGCACUUUCAGUAUGCCAAUUUUGAAAAGUUAUGUUGAAGUUUUUUCGCAAAAUUCAUUAAGGGUGGUGCCAAAGUUGGAUAAGUUUGUCGGGAAGGGAACAUUUGAUGUUUUUCCAAUUUUGACCAAUACCGCCCUGGAAAUUACUUGUGAGACAGCAAUGGGGACUAAAAUUUACGAACAGACACAUUCAGACUACGCUCAAAACUUGUCAAAAGUCUUAGAACUGGUUUUCGUGAGGAUAAUCCAUUAUUGGUUGCAUCCAAAUUUCGUCUGGCGCCUGAGCAACUACUCAAAACAGUUGAAACAACUGUCAAAUCAACUCCAAAUUUUUGUUCAAAAUAUUGUCACUGAGAAGAAAUCCCAAUAUCGGGACCACAAAAACGAUCUAUUUUUCUCAGAGGCAAAAACAAGGAAAUGUUUCAUUGACCACUUAAUCCAAAUGUCUGAAGAUGAUAACUGGCACGAUCAAGAGCUUUUGGAAGAGGCCCAGACUAUGGUAGUUGCGGGAAGCGAGUCUUUAGGGUCCGUCAAAAGCUUUACUUUGAUUAUGUUAGGAAUGCACCCUUUGAUACAGGACAAAGUUUACGAGGAAAUCUACGAUAUUUUCGGUAAUAGUGACAGAACCGUCACUGCUGAUGACUUGACAGAAAUGACAUAUUUGGAAAUGGUCAUCAAAGAAACCUUACGGUUAUUUCCAGUGACGCCGGUGGUGGGGAGACGUGUCAACCAGAAUAUAGUAACUGACAGAUACACACUACCCGAAGGUAGCGAAUGUAUAAUCAGCAUUCUGUACCUACAUAGACACCCCAAAAUUUGGACCAAACCUCUCGAAUUCAACCCUAAUAGGUUCCUCCCCGAAGAGGUGUCCAAACGCCACCCUUACUCCUACUUACCUUUCAGUGGUGGCCCCAGAAACUGCAUCGGCUUCAAAUACGCCAUGAUGGCCAUAAAAACCGUAAUUUCGACGAUAAUCCUCCGCUACAGGAUUUCAACCGACUUCAAGUCUGUCUCCGAAAUCGAAUUCUCACCUGGAGUGGUCUCGAAAGCGAAAAAGGGCUAUUUGAUAAAACUGAAAUCCAGGUGUUAAUAUUUUAAUGUACAUAGAUUAUAAAUAAAAUUAAUACAAAUUCUA
This is a messenger RNA of Tribolium madens (black flour beetle), 1564 nucleotides long. Its product is annotated as cytochrome P450 4C1-like. The record is from RefSeq and is a predicted model, not a curated record. NCBI's taxonomy places the organism in Eukaryota, Metazoa, Arthropoda, Insecta, Coleoptera, Tenebrionidae. The transcript has 9 exons. Bases 29 to 1519 code for a protein of 496 amino acids. Gene Ontology annotation, molecular function: iron ion binding; monooxygenase activity; heme binding.